This is a messenger RNA of Symbiodinium natans, 702 nucleotides long. The record is from the annotation of a GenBank genome assembly. NCBI's taxonomy places the organism in Eukaryota, Dinophyceae, Suessiales, Symbiodiniaceae.
AUGGGCCAUCAAAGUGUGGGAAAUGUUCUGGUCAUGAAGAAUGGCUUCCGAUAUGAGGGCUGUUGCCGACUGCAAGAUGGAUGUGUGGUGCUCCAGCCCGUGCACGUCUACAGCCAUGACGGCCGAGAUGGACGGCGGCGCUCGCGGGGCGCGCGCGACUUGAAACUGGAUUGGAUACGGCUCAAGUUUGAGGAUAUUGACCUCAUCAAGCCUUUGCCGCGGGUUGGGAACGUCAGAACGCACAAGGGCGGUGAGAAGGUUGCCCAGCCGGACCAGCUGCACCAGUUGCGUGCGGAGAUCGGCAAAACGUGCACGGCGCAGACGGAAGCGGAGGAGUUCUUGCCCAAGCGGCGUGUGUUGCUCCAUAUCUAUGACCUCGGCCAGGUGGCGGCAUUGCGGAUGUUAAAUGAGGUCUUCGCGCCACGGUGCCUCCCGGUGGGGGGCGCAUUCCACUGUGGAGUGGAGGUCGAUGGCCUGGAAUGGUGCUACGGCGGUACCGAUAGCUGGUCGACACCAGGCAUCGCUUGCGUAGAGCCCAAGCAAUGCCCCGGCCAUCACUACCGCCAAACCGUCGAUCUGGGCUGCACAGACCGGAGCCCGGCAACUGUUCUGCAAGUGUACUGCAAAGCCAUGCCUUCAUGGCUGCUAGUCAUGAUCAUUUUCGUUACUGGUCAGCAGUUUGCUCAAGGAAGAGGUCGCUGA